Messenger RNA from Ruditapes philippinarum (Manila clam), 2419 nucleotides. Its product is annotated as tRNA-uridine aminocarboxypropyltransferase 2-like. The coding region runs from base 783 to 1523 and encodes 246 amino acids. The record is from RefSeq and is a predicted model, not a curated record. Lineage: Eukaryota; Metazoa; Mollusca; Bivalvia; Venerida; Veneridae. The transcript is spliced from 6 exons.
CGGUUUAUUUCAACCUCAAAACAUUAAAAUAUUUUUUUACCUUAAUUUACCCAAAAUUUCGGAUUCUAAUUUCCAAAACUUUAUAAGCCCCUUUAUACACAUUUGCCUAAUAUGAAAUUAGGCAAAGCCUAUGAACUGGGCAGUCGGGUGAAGGAAUCAUUUUUUUUCCAUUUAAAGUUGUAAAUUCAUAUUUCAUGCACUGCUUCCGUUUUCAGGCUAUAUCCUUAUAUCUUUAGUGUAUUAUAUACAUGUUUGACGUCGAAAAAUACAUAGGGGUCUAAUCCAGGAGAAUGCCGGUUUUCACACACUCAACUCUCCAUGAUUAUUAUUAAUCCGAAAAGUUGCGAUAACAUAGUCAUGCCAUAAUGUCCCGGAUGUCUGGGACAGUCUCGGAAAUAAGGUGUCUGUCCCGGAGGUGUCCCGGAGAUGAUUUAUGUCCUGGUAAAAAAAAUCUAAAAUAAUCUCCUUUGAACAUGUUUAUAUAAUCAUUUUGUCAAGUUUUUAUAAACUAGCCUAGAACGCUAAUAACAAACGAUUAUCCCCUAACAGCAUUGCAAUGGUGACACUAAUCCUUUGAUUGGUAUAUCUAUAUGCCCCUUCCAACAAACAAUUAUCGGCAAUAAUUUUGAUCAAUUAAAAGAUUAAAUGUUUUCCCCCUGUGGUUUCCUGAGUUGGGGUCGACUCAUACACUGUAAUUAACAACUGACCAGUAUAAAUUUAAUCCGCCUGGAGACAGUUAUUAGUGCUCAAUCACUGUGAAAAUUACCGCUAAAUAUGAGGUGAUGAAAUCUACAAGAUUCAGCGAAUGUUUCUGUCGACCAGAAACAGUUUGCUGGUGUCCAUUUCUACCAGCUGAGAGAAUAGAAAUAUCUACAAGUGUUUUUAUUCUACAACACCCCUUUGAGGAAUUAAGAAAGCUUAAGACUGCGCCCAUGUUGAAACAGAGUCUAGAGGAAGGAAAAUGUAAUAUUAUCAGAGGAAAAAGAUUCAGUAGAAAGAAUAUCAAGUACCCAGAUCUCACAGAUAUAUUGGAAUCUCCUAAAACAGUUUUACUGUUCCCAGGCGAUGAUGCUGUUGAUAUAGCAGAUUUACCAGCCCAUGGUGGGCCCUACAAUCUAGUAGUCCUUGACGGGACGUGGACACAAGCUAGGGGAAUGUAUGCAAAUAAUAAACUUCUCAAGGUGCCAAAAAAGGUGAUGAUAAAUUGUGAUAGAAAAAGCAAGUAUGUGAUACGAACCCAGCCGACAGACAACGCAUUGUCUACAUUAGAAUCUGUUGCCGUGGCAAUCUCUGUACUAGAGAAUAGGCAAGAAUUGGCUGAUGUACUUACUGCUCCCUUAGAAGCUCUCUGUGAUUUUCAAAUACAGUAUGGGGCUGUUCAACACCAGAGUAAAGAAUUUAAAAUUGCCAAUGGACUGUGGCAGAAAAAAUUACCUAAAAAGAUGAUCAAGCGGAUGGAGAAGGAAAGGGACCUUAUGAUGGAAGAGGAGAAAAACAAUGGGGUAGAUGAAGGAGAAAGUUGAUGCUGGCUUUUUAUUAGGCCCUAAUAAAACUAGUUACUAUAAUGUUUAAAAUUACAGGACUGUUAUAUGUAAUAAAUUGUGGAAUACAAUGUCAAAAAAAAAAAUUGAUAAGCUCUUUGAGAUAGUUUGAAUCUUGGGCACAUUGUUUUAUGAACAUUUUUAUAAGCAUAUAGAGUGAGAUUUAUUUAGUAUGUAUUAUGAAAACUGUUGUUUUUUUCUCAUUGUGUCUCUUGUUGAGUGUUUGGGCUUGUCAAUCAGUCCGUCUUCCACAUGUCUGUUUACAUAUUCUAUAAACUCUUUAUAAAUUUCAUUAAAUAAUUGCUCUUAUUAAUUGAAAUGUCUUUAGGUUUUUUACAUAAGUAGGUCAAAGAUGAUUAGAUCAAUGUCACAGUGGCUGUUAAUUUUAAAACUCUUUUCAUGUAAUGUAUUGUUAUUCUGUAUUGAUCCAGGGUUUUCAUUUUAAUCUGGGCUAACAUAACAAAUUUGACCAAAGAUCAAGGGGGAUAUUUUUAUCUACAGGCUGAAAAUAAAACAGAUUGUAACUGUUACAACCUUAAUUAUAACAUACAGGAUCUUUGAAAUUAUGAUUAAAAAUAUUUUAUGUCAGAGUCUACCAGUUUUCACACAAGUUUUAUUGACUUGAAUAUGUAAUUAGUGUAUGUUGAACAAUACAAUAACAUUAUAUAUUGAAUAAUACUGUUACUGUAAAUUGUAUUAAAAUAAUGCCUCCUACUUUCAAAUGUCCUUAAGUUACUGUUUAAAACAAAUUUUACUUAUUACAUUUGUUAAUAAGACUGACAUAUAUUUCUUUACAGCAAUGAAUUAUGAACAUGCAUCAUUUUCAGAUUUUUUAUAAAGAAAAAAUAUUUACCUAAGACAUAAACCUUUUUGGUUAA